ACCGCUUCCUACGCCCCUGCAGGCCUUAAGGGGUUACGGUCUGGAGGUUCCUCCUUCAGGAGGGUCCUGUCUGGAAGUCUCCCCUUCAGGGGGAUAAGAUCUGAAGUGUUCUUGAGUUGGAGAGCUACGCGUCACGUUUAUCGAGAAAUAAUGCGAGAGAGAGAGAGAGAGAGAGAGAAAGAGAAAGCGAGCGCGCGCGAUGUGUUGUGUUGUGGGAGGAGAGUUCGAUGACGACAUCCCACACUAUGAUAAAGCCCUUCUGAGGAGGAGGACAACCUGAGUUCACAGCAGACCUUGACGCGGAGAGAUACUGGAACCUUCUGGACAUCAUCAUGGAGUUAUAUUCCAAAGACAUGAAGAAACCCAAGCGGCUGUUCGGGAACAUCAAGCUGUUCGUGCUGUGCCACGGCCUGCUGCAGCUCACCCAGCUGCUCUACAGCUCCUACUUCAAGAGCUCCAUCACCACCAUAGAGCGGCGCUUCGGCUUCAGCAGCACCUCCUCCGGAACCCUGUCCUCCCUCCACGAGGUCGGCAACACCAUCCUGAUCGUGUUCGUGAGUUACUUCGGGAGUCGCGUGAACCGUCCGAGAUUCAUCGGUCUGGGCGGCCUUCUGAUGGCGGUCAGCGCCCUGAUGCUGACGCUGCCCCACUUCCUGUACCCCCCCUACGAGUUCGACUCCGUGCUGCACGACCGCCAUGACCUCUGCCGGGCGGCGGCCAACGCCAGCACCCCGGCGGCGUGCGGGGCGGGCCAGGAGGCCCUGCGGAUCAGCGAAGCCCACCGGGUGUGGCUGCUGAUGGGGGGGGCUCAGCUGCUGUUUGGGGUGGGCUCGGUGCCCAUCCAGCCCUACGGCCUCUCCUACAUCGACGACUUCGCCGGAGCCGCCAACGCGCCACUCUACAUCGCCAUCCUGUUCUCGGUCUCCGUCUUCGGGCCUGCGUUCGGCUAUCUGCUGGGCUCUGCGGCCCUCCGGGUCUACGUCGACGUGGACAAGACUGGAUCAGCGACCCACCAGGAGCUGACCCCAUACGACCCCCGCUGGGUGGGGGCGUGGUGGAUGGGUCUGCUGGUGUCCUCGUGCUGCCUGGCUCUCACCUCCAUCCCCUACUUCUUCUUCCCCCGCAGCAUGCGCCGGCGGAGCCAGAUGAAUGGGACCGAAGCGACCACGAGACUGGAACCGGAAGAAACCAAGAAACAAAAGUCGUCUUUGUUGGACUUCCUGAAGAUGUUUCCCAGUCUGCUGGUGCAUCUCCUGCUCAGUCCGUUCUUCCUCAUGCUGGUCCUCUCCCAGUGCUGCUUCUCGGCCGUCAUCGCCGGCUUGGCCACCUUCCUCAACAAGUUCCUGGAGCACCAGUACAGCGCCUCGCCCGUGGAGAGCAGCCUGCUCAUUGGUGCGGUGAACCUGCCCUCGCUAGCGGUGGGGAUCCUGGUGGGCGGGAUCAUCAUGAAGAGGGCGGGGCUAUCGCUGAAGGCCAUCCCCCGCUUCUCGGUGGUGGUGCUGUCCCUCUCGGCCCUGCUCCUCGUCCCGGUCUUCUUCAUGGGCUGUUCCUCCCAGGACGUGUUCGGGGUCAACCCCCCCCACGCAACCCCCUCCGGGGCUGUCUGUUACUCUAACUGCUCCUGCCCCGAGGGGGGGUAUAACCCGGUGUGUGGGUCCGACGGGGUGGAGUACGUCUCCCCCUGCAACGCCGGCUGCACCAACUUCACCCGGCACCCCAACAACACCUUCAAGGUCCAGGUGUAUACCAGCUGCAGUUGUGUGGCGGACCGCCAGGCCCAGGCCGUGCCGGGCCACUGCCCCAACAGCUGUCCCCACCUGCUGCUCCCCGUCAUGCUGACCAUCUCAUUUGCUGGGCUGAUCGCCAGCCUCUCCCACAACCCCAUCUACAUGAUGGUGCUCCGAACGGUUCCGCCCGAGGAGAAGUCUUUCGCCAUCGGAAUCCAGUUCAUGCUCAUGAGGGUACUCGCGUGGCUUCCCGCUCCGGCCCUCUUCGGCAUGGCCAUCGACUCGUCCUGCGUCUGGUGGAAGCGCAAGUGUGGCAGCAAGCUGAGCUGUGGUUACUACGACAACAACGCCUUGAGGAACAGGUACCUGGGUCUGAUGCUGGCCUUCAAGUCCAUGGGCAUCGUGUUCCUGGUCAUGCUGGGCUGGAAGCUGCGGAGGACCAGAGAGUACAGCCUGGAGAAGACGGAGGAGGGGCCGUUGUAACGCGGACGGCUCCACCGCCCCCCCCCCCCCCCCCC
Messenger RNA from Gadus macrocephalus (Pacific cod), 2245 nucleotides. RefSeq names its product solute carrier organic anion transporter family, member 2A1 (gene slco2a1). The record is from RefSeq and is a predicted model, not a curated record. Gene Ontology annotation, cellular component: membrane. NCBI's taxonomy places the organism in Eukaryota, Metazoa, Chordata, Actinopteri, Gadiformes, Gadidae. Bases 333 to 2210 code for a protein of 625 amino acids. The transcript is spliced from 14 exons. Gene Ontology annotation, biological process: sodium-independent organic anion transport; prostaglandin transport; transmembrane transport. Gene Ontology annotation, molecular function: protein binding; prostaglandin transmembrane transporter activity.